AACCCCGUCUCCCAGAUGAUUGUGUUGUGUACUUAUUCGUAAAAUGUUAACAUUUAAUUAUGUUGAUGUUUAACAAACUAUAUUUCUGUUUCAGUUGACACUCAUGGGACUGCAAUGUGUUCAGAAACUACAGAUACUCAAUGGCUUUAUGAACUACUUCAAGAAGUUCAGCUGGAGCAGUUCUACUCAAAAAUUAGAGAUGAAUUGCAAGUCACCAGGCUUGCUCAUUUUGAUUAUGUUUUGGCUUAUGACUUGGAAAACAUUGGCAUGGGUAAACCGGCCGCACGCCGUCUGCUUGAUGCAGUGAAAAAGCGAAGAGCUGCUGUGUGGCGAAAGAGCAUAUUAAAUAAACUUUUGCCAUCUGGAAAACAUGAAAAAUCUACCAAAGCGAAUCUUCCUCCUGUGCCUCCAUUUCUACCUUCCAAUGGUUCCUUAACAUGCUUAAUAAAUGAUAAAGAUUUAAAACUUUUAAAUAAACUUGGUGAUGGCUCAUUUGGAGUUGUGAUGAAAGGAGAGUGGACUACAAUUUCUGGACCAACUAUUCCUGUAGCAGUUAAAAUUUUAAAAGAAGAUGCAGUUUCUUUACCUGGAGCUUUUGAAGAUUUUAUCAAAGAAGUAAAUGCAAUGCAUAGUUUGAAUCACCCAAAUCUUAUACGUCUCUUUGGAGUAGUUUUACUUUCACCAUUGAUGAUGGUUACUGAAUUAGCACCUUUAGGCUCUUUGAGAGAUGCUUUAAGGAAAGAAUGCCACCAUACUCCUGUUUCUCUGCUAAUAGAAUAUGCUGUUCAAAUUGCUGCUGGCAUGGCUUAUUUAGAAUCCAAGAGGUUUAUUCAUCGUGAUUUAGCAGCAAGAAAUGUGCUUCUUGCUACCAAGCGAAAGGUUAAAAUAGGAGAUUUUGGAUUGAUGAGAGCUUUACCAAAUCAAGAAGAUUGUUAUGUGAUGACUGAGCAUAAAAAAGUGCCCUUUCCAUGGUGUGCACCCGAGAGCUUGAAAUCUCGACAGUUUUCUCAUGCAAGUGAUACUUGGAUGUUUGGUGUAACUUUGUGGGAAAUGUUUACAUUUGGGGAAGAACCAUGGGCAGCUUAUUCUGGGGCUCAGAUUUUGCAGAAAAUUGACCAAGAAGGUGAACGACUGCGUAGACCGGAAGCAUGUCCUAAUGAUAUUUAUCAGCUGAUGUUGCAGUGCUGGGCACAUAAGUCUGCUGAUAGACCUACAUUUUUAGCUCUUCAGGAUUUUCUCUGUGAGGCACGACCUUUGACUUUAACAAGUUCACAAGCUUUUGAUGAACCUGAUAAACUGAAAAUUCAAGUUGGUGAUGUUAUUGAGGUCAUUGAAGGAAGGCAAGAGUGUUAUUGGUGGAAAGGACAAAACCAAAGAACGUUUCAUAUUGGAAUUUUUCCUCGCCUUAUUGCGGAUCGUCAGAAGCCAAUAACUGGAGGUGACAUCAGUAAACCGUUACGCAACAGCUUUAUUCAUACUGGUCAUGGUGAUAUUUCUGGAAAAUCUUGGGGAAAUCCAGGACACAUAGAUGAGGUAUAUCUCCAAAAUCCCAUGGAACCUCCUGAUUUAUUAGGUUUAAAAGAAGAGCCUCUACCUACUCCUAAAUUAAGGGACCGAAAUAGUAGGCCAGUUGAAGAAAGUGGUGCUAAGAAAAGAAUCUCCAAGCAGUUUGGAUAUAAUAAGUUAGAAAAUGAACAAAAUGGCGACUUGAAAAUGCAAUCAUCUUCAUCGAGAUCCAAAUCUAAGCACAAAAAAGAAGUUACUGAAGGAAUUCUUAUCGAUUUUACAAAUGAAAUAGCUGUAAGUUCCAAUCCUAUCAUGCCCAUGCCUUUCCCUACUCAGAAAACUACUCCCACUAUGCAUGUUUCAUCAUCGUUAGUAGAUUUGUCCAUUCCCACUUCGGCAUUGAAUCUGUCUAUAAAACGAGAAAAAUCCCCUGAUUAUGAUACAUUUUCUACAUACUCAUGUGAUGGUGCUCAACAAGAUCGAUAUUACAAUGUUCCGCCUUCAAAUUUUGAAGCUUCCAUUGACAGGUAUUACUCCGUUGUGCCUCCAGACAAUCCAGCCUCUCCAAAUUAUUAUUCUCCUGUUGCUGAAAUAUCUGAUACAUAUUUUCUUACUCCGGCUGUACCCAAUUCUAGCUUAACAAGAAUGGGAAGUUGUCCUGCUCUGCAUUCAGACUUAAAUCAUAGCUAUAAUAAUAUUUAUCAGAGGCAAAAUAGCGGUCAGAUGACUAGUAAUGCUAAUGCAUUUGAUGACUUAUUUGAUAAUUUUGGAAAUCUUUCAUUUAAAUCCCAGCCUCAGUAUUUGGCAAAUAAGUGCCAAACAACUACGUCUUGUGACAGGAAUCACAUGCUGGAAGAACUGAAAAAAACUCUUGGUAAAAGAGAAAUGCAUUCUAAUUUUUCUACAGAAUCUGACAAAAAAACAAAUGUCAAAAUCCCUUUGUUGCAACCUCCUCAAUCUCAUGCCAAAAGAAACAAUCGGAGUUAUGAACUGUCUCAUAAUGUAUUUCAGAAAUUUCCCAGUGAUAUUUCUGCUGAUGUUGCAAGACUAUCUGGCCCACCUCCUAUACCAAGUUUGCCCCCGAAUACUGCAGAAAUAAAACCUUUUGUUAUUAAUAACACAAUUUCCAGCAGGAAUAUUAUUUCACCUAACAGUGGAUCAAUGUCUUUCCUACCAGAAACUGUAGUGUCUCCUAAUUCAGAACAUUUAAGAAGGCAUUUUGUAUCUAUGCAAGCACAAGUGUCCGGUGUAACUAUGGAUGAAUGUCAGGCAUCUUACCAAAAACACAAGGGAAAUAUUGAAUCCGCUGUAAAGGAAUUGCAACUUUUGCAGCUGUGUAAAUUAGAAAUUGCCCCAAGAUCUCAAUGUGAAAAAGCUUUGAAGGCAACUAACUGGAAUGUAGAACUUGCUGCAUCAUCAUUAGUUGAUGAGCUUCAAAACUUUCAGUAACAUUUUGCAUCAAAUGCAAAUAGUAAAAUGGAAAGUUCAAAUGCAAUGUUAAGGUUGUGAAUUUUUGUAAAAUUGUGUCGGCUUCCUGAAAGAAAACUGAUACUUAUUUCCUUUUCUUUUUCUGGGUUCAUACAUAACUUACUCCAUUUAACAUAUCGCUCAUUUGGAAGAAGAGUGCCACAAUAUGAAAAAAUUAGAUUUUACAGGAGAAGCAUUUGAAGUUGAACUCUUCAGGCAAUUAGCAUUGAGAAAAAGAACUUUGCUGUGCUCUCCAUUGGUUAAUAUUUGAACAAAAAAUCUCAUUUUCCAAAGAAGAUAAUGUCCUUAGAAGGCCUUUAAGUGAAAAAAAAAUUAAAAAUUUCGUAUUGUGGCACUCUUUUUCCAAACGAGCGAAUGCGAGGGCAGAUAAAAUAUAAACCGGAUAU
Molecule: messenger RNA, 3380 nt
Organism: Uloborus diversus
Lineage: Eukaryota; Metazoa; Arthropoda; Arachnida; Araneae; Uloboridae
Gene: Ack
Product: activated CDC42 kinase 1-like
Exons: 12
Coding region: 115-2955 (946 amino acids)
Biological process (GO): protein phosphorylation; cell surface receptor protein tyrosine kinase signaling pathway; positive regulation of kinase activity
Cellular component (GO): signaling receptor complex
Molecular function (GO): transmembrane receptor protein tyrosine kinase activity; protein binding; ATP binding
Source: RefSeq, a predicted model, not a curated record